Molecule: messenger RNA, 231 nt
Organism: Clunio marinus
Lineage: Eukaryota; Metazoa; Arthropoda; Insecta; Diptera; Chironomidae
Source: the annotation of a GenBank genome assembly
AUGUCGGCAUCUUCGUGGGAGUUGAUUAAAUUAGAAUUCAACAAAGAUUCUCACAAGCCCAUCCCUGAUCUCAUCACUCAACAAGCCAACAAGAGCGAGAGAAAUUUGAAUUUUAAAAACAAUUCUCAUCUUGAACAUGUUAUGCGGAUGGAAAGCCAUGCAUGGAGCAUGUGCUUGUUGAAGUUGAAACAAGCAUAUUCAUCUCGAGUUCAAAUGCAACAGGAAAAAUAA